GUAGGAAACACCGGAUGUGACGCAGUUGGCGCGAAUGACAACAACAAAAGCUAACACUUCAAUUUCGUAAACCAAAUUUUCCUGAUGUCUUCCCGUGUACUAAUUAAGUAUUUUAAUAAAUAGGGGCGACUAACCUUUUGUGUAAGAUAUGAUGAGCACGUAUGGACUUUGAAUUAUUAUAUUAUAAGCUUUCAUUCCUGUCAGAGUUUUCACUGAAUCACUGACAGCGGGCCUGCAUCAAAUGUCCAACAUGUCCAAAGGAGAUCAGGCAGCAUUCAUUGUGAAGUUUGUGGAAAGUAAAGGACAAAAAUCAGAGUAUGCUACCAAAGCAUACGAGGCCAUUUUGGAGCUGCAGUCUGAGAAGCACUUAAAAACCAUUGAUGAAGAUGCUGUUUUACAAAUGGACCAGAAUGACAAGUCUCUGUUUGUCUUCAGCAGCUUCGCCACCCCCGCCUUUCUGCACUGUAAAAAGCUCGGCUGCCGAGUGGUGAGCCCGCUGGUGGUGUUGUACUGUCUGCAGCAGCAGCAUUGUGUCCCCAAGGCGGAGAAGCCCGUCUAUAACAUGGCCAUGGCUGACAUCACUAUUUCCUGCACAAGCCUGGAUAAAGCGAUGCGGACAGAGGUGAUGGAUCUGGUGGAACUCAUGGGUGGACGGGUCUAUCUUGACCUUAAUGUAUCUGUCACGCACCUGAUCGCGGGAGAGGUAGGCAGCAAGAAAUACCUGGUAGCUGCCAGCCUGGGUAAACCCAUCCUGCUGCCCACUUGGGUCAAAGCCUGCUGGGAGAAAUCUCAGGACAGUCUUUUCACGUACACAGAUCUGCCCAUGGAGGACUACCUGUGCCCUGUGCUUCGUGGCUGUACCGUCUGUGUGACCGGCCUCUCCAGCACAGAGCGUAAAGAGGUGCAGCGCCUCUGUGAGCAGCACGGAGCCAACUACACGGGUCAGCUCAAAAUGAACGAGUGCACACACCUCAUAGUCAGCGAACCAACAGGUCAGAAGUACGAGUGUGCUCGUAAGUGGAAUGUGUAUUGCGUCUCUCUGCACUGGCUGUUUGACAGCAUAGAGAAAGGAUUUUGUCAAGAUGAGAGCAGAUACACCGUGGAGCGUAAUGCAGCGAAACAAACAAGGCCACACACGUCAACGCCUACUGGAACGAGCAAGAAAGAGGAUGGGCCUUCUCUGUUGGGCUUGAGUCACAUCUCUGUUAACGCUAGCAUGACAAUAAAUGACACAGCCCUUACCAACGGCACCAUCAGUCGCCUGGAAGCUCCAGACCCCAUAGACAGCCUGGACCUCACCGUCUGCCCGGCUGAAGAUAUACUGGACGGCUGUAAGCUGUAUCUGUGCGGCCUGCCGGGAAAGAAGCUGGAGAAACUGCGGCGUCUCGUGAACGCAGCAGGAGGUCUGCGCUUCAACCAGCCCAGUGAGGAGCUCACGCAUGUGGUCAUGGGAGAGCUGGACCUGGAACUGAAGAACUUUCUCUCAAAGGCAACACAUAGACCUCAUGUAGUAACAGUGCAGUGGCUGCUGGACAGUUUCAACAAAGGAAGUCUACUCCCAGAAGAGGGUUACCUCCACCCUGACUGUCUGCCUCCAGCCGUUUCCGUCCCCGCCCGUCACACCCCCACCCCUCGACUCUCAGCUGCUCCCCCUGCAGCCAGUCCCAGCACUCCCCUGCUGAAGAGGACGGAUGAAGAUCUGCUCUCACAGUACAUGGAUGACGACGACCCUACAGUCGGCAAGUCUCUGUUAUUGAAGAAUCAUCUAGCACCAGAGGCUGAAUCCAUCCUGCAGGAGGCCAGCGAGGCAGGCCUGUUUUUCGGGAAGUGUUUUCUUCUUGUGGGCUUCGCUGCUGACGCUGAGGCCCAGCUUUCUGUGCUGGUGACGGACAAUGGAGGCAGGGUGCUGAUGGGCCGCACGCGGGUUGUGGCUGACUAUGCGGUGGUCCCACUGCUGGGCUGUUCUGUAGAAGCCACUGUGGACGAAGUGGUCACUGAUACCUGGCUGGCCAUGUGUGCGGAGAAGGAGUGUGUUCUGCAGCUCUCCUCCAACCCUCUGUUCUCUCCCGUUCCUGUGAUGGACGGACGUUUUCCUCUCACAGAUUGCGUGCUCUCCGUCAGUCAGUUCACGGGAGCAGAGAGGGAGUCCCUGGUGGAGCUGGCCAAGCACCUCGGUGCAAAUGUCCAGGAUUACUUUGUGCGCCUGGCCAACCAGAAGAAAGGCAUGCUGGCCAGCAGUCACCUGGUGCUGCAGAGCCCUGAAGGCACAAAGUACCAGGCGGCGAAGAAAUGGGGUCUCCCAGCCGUCACCAUGCACUGGAUACUGGCGUCAGCUCGGAGCGGCCAGAGGGCAGAAGAGGGGCGCUUUCUAGUUGACCUGCCACCUUCACCGGAGAGGGACGACGAGAGUUUUGUCGGCGGUUCCCAGAAGCCAUCCAUGCCUCCUCCAGCCCGUUUGUCUCCAGAGAUCCCCCUGCUGGGUUUUCAGAGCGGUAAGGCCGUUACCCCACUGGAUGUCAGUCGCUUCCGGAGCAAAAUGUUCAAGUCCAUGAUGGACGAGAGGAAGCCCAAAGAGGACAUCAGCACCCCCAAACAAAACCAGGAGAGCAGCAGAAGGAACCCUCUGCAGAAGGAGCCCCCGCUGCAGCUGGACACUCCCUCUCGGUUCCUCAGCAGAGAUCAGCUCUUCAGGCCCUCCUUCAAUGUCAAGGAUGCACUCAGAGAACUGGAGACUCCAGAGGGAAGAGCCAAACCAGGAGAGAAGGCGGAGACCCCUCUCACCGAGGUCAUCAACAGGAACAUGAAGGUGGCCCUGGCCAACAGCAGCAGAAACAGCAUCAUAGAUAUGCAAGCUGUCUCUGCCAGCCCCCAGCUUACCAAGACCACUGAGAAGGAGGUCCCUGAAAAAGAAGCCGCUCCUCUGGCUGGUGUUGUGAUCUGUGUGGGAAAGAAGCUGAGCAAGAUGCAGAGUGAACUCAAUGCUGUUGCUGCCUCGCUGGGAGCUGACUUCAGGUGGGCUUGUGACGACACAGUGACACACUACAUUUACCAGGGCCGUGUGGGAGACAACACCCGGGAAUACAGAGGAGUGAAGGAGAGAGGGCUGCAUGUGGUCUCCCAGCACUGGCUGCAGGCUUGUGCCGAGGAGCAGAGACGUGUUCCUGAGUCCCUCUAUCCUUUCACCUUCAACCCAAAGAUGAGUCUCAACCUCAGCCAGGUGCCCAACUGCUCGCAGAGGUCGCCACCUUUGACGCGAACACAGCUCAAAGAGAUAGCCGAGGCGAAGGAGGACAAGUGUGAUCAAAGUGUGAACCCAGAAGAGACCACCACUUUACGCCGAGUAAGUGACGAAAGCGUAGAUGAAGAAGAUUUGCAUGAUGCUGCAGAUAAAAGCGGUAUUUCAGAGACUCUAGAGAUGAGAGAGAACCUGCAAAGACAGCUCCAGGAGAUCAUGUCAGCCACGAAGCUAACGACGGGACGCCGCACCUCGGUCAGACUCUGCAGGAUAGGAUCAGGAGGGGCCGACUCGGGCCCCCACACACCUGACGCGAGCCGGGUUGGACGCAGUGGGAACAGGCGAACUCUGGAAGCCCUGAGGGUCACCAGAGAAGCCGCCAUGGACAUGAACACAGAGCCGUCUCAGAGUGAACAGAUCGUUUGGGACGACCCCACAGCCAGACAGGAGAGGGCUAAGCUGGCGGAUAAUUUACAGUGGCCUGGCAGUCCCUCACAGAACUCUGAGCCCCUCGCUCCUGCGCCGCCUCCCACUGCGGAGAAAAAUGGCGCUCAUUUCAGGGACUCCAUGACGGACUCUGAGCUGGUGGAGAUGGCUGCUUGUGAUGUCAUCGAGCAGCAAAUGGGGCGGAAGGUACGAACGCCUCCGACAGACAGGCGAGGAAAUGCCAUCCUGACUCCUGAGGCGCCCAGCAUCGCUUUCCCACUCACCAAGCCCCCAGUAGCUCCAGGACCACAGGACGAAAAGCGUGAGGAAGAAAAGCAGCCCCCCAGAUUCCAGCUGUCCUCCCUCAGCCCUCAGGAGCGCAUUGAUUACAGCCACCUCAUCGAGGAGCUCGGGGGCGUGGUCCUUGACAAGCAGUCUUUUGACCCCACUUGUUCCCACAUCGUCGUCGGGACUCCUCUGCGCAACGAGAAGUAUCUGGCAGCGAUGGCGGCCGGCAAAUGGAUCCUGCACCGCUCAUACCUGGAGGCCUGCCGCUCUGUGGGUCGCUACAUCCAGGAGGACGAGUACGAGUGGGGCAGUAGCUCCAUCCUGGAUGCGUUGCCCUCCAUCACCUCUCAGCAGAGGAGACUAGCUUCAGCUGCUAUGCGCUGGAGAAAAUCCCUGCAGGGACGCUCUGAGCAAGAAGGAGCUUUCAGUGGAUGGACAGUCAUGCUGAACAUUGACCAGAGCAGAGAGUCAGGCUUCAGGCGCUUACUGCAGUCUGGCGGUGCUAAGGUCCUGCCGGGUCCCUCGCCGUCUUUGUACAAGGAGGCCACUCACCUGUUUGCAGACUUCAGUCGGCUGAAGCCUGGAGACUUCAGAGUCGGCAUAUCAGAGGCGUCUUCCCACGGAGUCAUGUGCCUGAAGCCAGAGUACAUCGCAGACUACCUCAUGCAGGAGCCGACCCCCCCUAUCGAGCUGUACCACCUGACCGAAGCUCCGCCUGACGACCCUCCAGGCACGCCGUCACGUAAGCGUAAAGCGGCCGCAGACGACUCCAGGCUGAAAAAGACACGUCUGAACUGAAAUGUCGACACUAAGAUCCUCCCGUUUAAACUCCAAAUGUCUGUGAAAGUAAUUGUAAAUAAUAUAUUGCUUUUUUUUUUAUGGCUUGAAAAUAAAAUAAAUGUAGCGCUUGUUUUGUCA
This is a messenger RNA of Labrus mixtus (cuckoo wrasse), 4867 nucleotides long. RefSeq names its product DNA topoisomerase II binding protein 1 (gene topbp1). NCBI's taxonomy places the organism in Eukaryota, Metazoa, Chordata, Actinopteri, Labriformes, Labridae. The transcript is spliced from 28 exons. Bases 242 to 4747 code for a protein of 1501 amino acids. Gene Ontology annotation, biological process: DNA replication initiation; mitotic G2 DNA damage checkpoint signaling; mitotic DNA replication checkpoint signaling. The record is from RefSeq and is a predicted model, not a curated record.